GGGGCCUGAGAGAAAACAAAAGCAGCUGAGGUUGCCCUGCACGCGAUGCCCACGGGCUGCUCCAGGGAGAGGGGGCACGGCAGGAAUGUGAGGCUGGAGCCUCCUGACUCCAUCUGAGCUUCCCACAAGGGCAGCGAAGGGCCAAGAGGAGCAGAGCUUCCCUUAGAGGCACAGAUCAGCGGAGAGAUCAGCUUCUGCCCAUCCCGAGAGCCCUCCUGGCCUGCCCAUGGCUAGCAACAACACUGCUAGCAUAGCACAGGCCCGCAAGCUGGUGGAGCAGCUGAAGAUGGAGGCCAACAUCGACAGGAUAAAGGUGUCCAAAGCAGCAGCAGACCUGAUGGCGUACUGUGAAGCCCACGCCAAGGAGGACCCUCUAUUGACCCCCGUCCCGGCCUCAGAAAACCCCUUUAGAGAGAAGAAGUUCUUCUGUGUGAUCCUGUAAACCCAGGAGGAGCCUGACGGGCACUCAGGCCACCCUGAACACUGAUGUAGAGUUUUUAGGAAUGGGGACGACCUGCUGGUCCGCAGAAUUUAAACAAAAAUAAGUAAAAAACACGGCCUGGAAGCUACAGAGAUGUGCAUGUUUAAAGAACCUGGCCACCUUUGGGGGAAUCAGAUGAUCUGCAUUGCAAGGCAAAAGAUCUGAAGUCUGUAGAGUUGCCUAGAAAGAGAAAAACAAACAAAAAAAAAAAACCAUGUAAAGAAUAAAUCUGUGUCACUUUUCUGCUCACAAAA
Messenger RNA from Melospiza melodia melodia, 735 nucleotides. RefSeq names its product G protein subunit gamma 2 (gene GNG2). Gene Ontology annotation, cellular component: heterotrimeric G-protein complex. Gene Ontology annotation, molecular function: G-protein beta-subunit binding. Gene Ontology annotation, biological process: G protein-coupled receptor signaling pathway. The record is from RefSeq and is a predicted model, not a curated record. Lineage: Eukaryota; Metazoa; Chordata; Aves; Passeriformes; Passerellidae. The transcript has 4 exons. The coding region runs from base 227 to 442 and encodes 71 amino acids.